UCCAUUAUUUUCAUCAUUUUCUCAAAGAGAAGGUUAAAAACCAUUAACUUAAUGAAUGUCAAGCUGUCAGCCGAGGUAGAGCCAUUUAUUCCCCAGAAGAAGAAUCCGGAUACAUUUAUGAUACCUAUGGCUCUCCCAAAUGAUAGUGGAAAUGUUACUGGUGUAGAACCAACUCCAAUUCCCAGCUACCUGAUUACCUGUUAUCCAUUCGUGCAGGAAAAUCAGUCCAAUAGACAAUUUCCUUUGUAUAACAAUGAUAUUCGAUGGCAGCAGCCCAAUCCAAACCCUGCUGGACCAUACUUUGCCUACCCCAUUAUAUCUGCUCAGCCACCUGUUUCUACAGAGUACACGUAUUAUCAGUUGAUGCCAGCACCAUGUGCCCAAGUUAUGGGUUUUUAUCAUCCUUUUCCUACACCUUACUCCAACACCUUUCAAGCUGCAAAUACUGUAAGUGCUAUCACCACGGAGUGCACAGAGCGUCCAAAUCAGCUUGGACAGGUCUUCCCGUUGUCCAGUCAUCGAAGCAGAAACAGUAACAGAGGAUCAGUAGUACCCAAACUUUUACAACAGCACAUAAAAAGCAAAAGGCCACUGGUGAAAAAUGUAGCUACACAGAAAGAGACAAAUGCUGCAGGUCCUGAUAAUCGCUCAAAAAUUGUGCUUCUGGUAGAUGCUUCACAGCAGACUGAUUUCCCUUCAGAUAUUGCUAACAAGUCUCUCUCGGAGAGCACUGCCACAAUGCUCUGGAAGUCCAAAGCCAUCCCACUGCUGAGUCCUCCAGUGAGCAGGGCGCUAGCGAGGCCGACAUCGACAGUGAUAGUGGUUACUGCAGUCCCAAGCACAGCAACAACCAGCCUGCAGCAGGGGCCUUGAGAAACCCUGAUUCUGGGACCCUAAGUCAUGUGGAAUCAUCUGUGUGUACAGGUAGUGCAAAUUGGUCCAAUGUAACUUGCCAGGCAACUCAGAAAAAACCUUGGAUGGAAAAAAAUCAGACAUUUUCUAGAGGUGGAAGGCAAACUGAACAAAGAAAUAAUUCACAGGUUGGAUUCAGAUGCCAAGGACACAGUACUUCCUCAGAAAGAAGACAGAAUUUGCAAAAGAGACAAGAUAAUAAGCAGUUAAACCCUAGUCAAUCCCAUAGAAGCGACUCAAAUUCGGAAUCUUUGUAUUUUGAGGAUGAAGAUAGGUUUCGAGAACUAAAUGAAACUGGAAAUGCUAAGGAUGAGAAUAUUCAACAGAAACUUUCUUCAAAAGUAUUGGAUGAUUUACCUGAAAACUCACCAAUCAAUAUAGUUCAGACUCCAAUUCCUAUUACCACCUCAGUUCCUAAACGUGCAAAAAGUCAGAAGAAGAAAGCGUUAGCAGCUGCCCUUGCCACUGCUCAAGAAUAUUCAGAAAUAAGUAUGGAGCAAAAAAAGCUACAGGAAGCUUUAUCAAAGGCAGCUGGAAAAAAGAAUAAAGCACCUGUGCAGCUAGAUUUGGGGGACAUGUUAGCUGCUCUGGAAAAACAACAGCAAGCAAUGAAAGCACGGCAGAUUACUAACACUAGACCGCUGUCAUAUACAGUGGUUACUGCAGCUUCUUUUCACACUAAAGACUCUGCUAGCAGAAAACCUUUAACCAAAAGUCAGCCCUGUUUGACAUCCUUUAAUUCUUUGGACAUUACAUCUUCUAAAGGAAAAAAAGGAAAAGAAAAGGAAAUCGCAAAACUAAAGCGACCCACAGCACUUAAAAAGGUGAUUUUGAAAGAAAGAGAGGAAAAGAAAGGUCGUUUAACUGUGGACCACAAUCUUCUGGGACCUGAGGAACCAGCAGAAAUGCACUUGGAUUUUAUUGAUGACUUGCCACAGGAGAUUGCGUCCCAGGAAGAUACGGGCCUGAGCAUGCCCAGUGAUACUUCACUCUCUCCAGCAAGUCAGAACUCUCCGUAUUGUAUGACACCUGUGUCACAAGGCUCUCCUGCUAGUUCUGGAAUAGGCAGUCCAAUGGCAUCUUCAACAAUAACCAAAAUCCACAGCAAAAGGUUUAGAGAGUAUUGUAAUCAGGUUCUUUGUAAAGAGAUUGAUGAAUGUGUGACUCUUCUCCUCCAAGAGCUUGUAAGUUUCCAGGAACGCAUUUACCAAAAGGAUCCUGUAAGAGCAAAAGCGAGGAGACGGCUGGUUAUGGGUCUGAGGGAGGUUACCAAACAUAUGAAGUUAAAUAAAAUCAAGUGUGUUAUAAUUUCUCCUAACUGUGAAAAAAUCCAAUCAAAAGGUGGCCUGGACGAGGCUCUCUAUAAUGUUAUAGCAAUGGCACGGGAACAGGAAAUUCCUUUUGUGUUUGCCCUUGGAAGAAAAGCUCUAGGACGUUGUGUGAACAAGUUGGUUCCUGUUAGUGUAGUAGGGAUCUUCAACUACUUUGGUGCUGAGAGUCUGUUUAAUAAGUUAGUAGAACUCACUGAGGAAGCCCGGAAAGCAUACAAAGAUAUGGUUGCAGCGAUGGAACAAGAGCAGGCUGAGGAAGCCUUAAAGAAUGUGAAAAAAGUACCACACCACAUGGGGCAUUCUCGGAAUCCCUCUGCAGCAAGUGCCAUUUCCUUCUGCAGCGUUAUUUCUGAACCCAUAUCUGAAGUGAAUGAAAAGGAAUAUGAAACAAAUUGGAGAAACAUGGUAGAAACUUCAGAUGGACUGGAAACGUCAGAAAAUGAGAGAGAGGUUUCCUGUAAACACAGCAUUUCUGAAAAACCCAGUAAACUUCCAUUUGAAACCACCCCCAUUGCUAAGCAGCCUUCGUCAGUGGCUGCAGGCAGUACUACCUCAGCUCCAAACCCUGGGAAGUCGACAGCGAGUGAUAAAGAGGAAGUAAAACCUGACGACCUGGAGUGGGCCUCACAGCAGAGCACAGAGACCGGCUCUUUGGAUGGCAGUUGCCGAGACCUUUUGAAUUCCUCCAUCACCAGCACCACUAGCACUCUUGUACCUGGCAUGCUCGAGGAAGAGGAUGAUGAAGAUGAGGAGGAGGAAGAAGAUUAUACUCAUGAACCCAUAUCUGUAGAAGUACAGCUCAAUAGUAGAAUUGAGUCUUGGGUCUCAGAGACCCAGAGAACUAUGGAGACCCUCCAGCUUGGAAAAACCCUCAAUGGUUCUGAGGAAGACAAUGUAGAGCAGAGUGGAGAAGAAGAAGCAGAGACGCCCGAGGUGCUGGAGCCUGCGGUGGACAGUGAGUCAUGGACUGCUGCCGACCCACAAGCCAGUCCUGAGCAGCAGGAGCCCAGCCACAGCAGCUUGACGAGCAAAGAGCACCCCGAUUCUAAUUAUACGCCCCCAAGUAUAUAACUCAGGAAAUGUCGGCCAUCUAUCCACACCUGUGUAAGGGUUGCAGCCAUUACCUUUUAUGCUUCAUCUCAACGUUUUGCACUGUCCAGUAUUUAAUAUAUGUAUUUAAUUCCUGACAAAGAUUAUUUUUGUAGCUUUUACUUGUUUUGUUAAUGAUCUAUAGCUUAGCUUUUGAGUAGCAUCUAAGUGUCUUUCUAAGAACUGUGUGGAAAAUUCAAAUCCAUUUCUGCUUACUUGUAAGGGGAAAUGAUGAUUAAGAAAAGAUGACGGCCAGGUUUUAAAGAAAACAUUCAAAAUGCCUAUUUUUAAAAGUCAUUUUGAAAACAAAGAUCAAGGUUAUAAAGACAGAAGCAGUUAGCAUCGUUUGCUUAGGUGUAUGCCUUCUUCACUCUUAAUUUGUCUGACCUAGAAGUUGUUUGAAUGUCAUUAAAAGAGAGCUAGAGCUAGAGUCAGAAAGCUAAACGAAAGGCUGAAGGUAACUAAGUCCACAAGGUGUUUUAUGUUAAAAAGUUGGUGUAACUUUUAUUUGGUCCGCAAAUGCUUCUUUCAGAAGUCACUGUUGUCAGUUAGAGUUGGGAUGGGCUAAAAUACAACCUUUAAAACUUAGGCUAGCAACAGAGCCCCAGGGUAGAUGAGAGCUAGCUGGCCUCGUCUGUGGAAAGUGAUUGAUGUCUAUAAUAAUGAACAGUUUCCCUGGCAGAACCUUCCGGGUUCUGUCCACUCAUCUGAUUCUUACUUACCUCAGGAAUGCUCUUGUACAUAGUGUUAUUUACACAAGUUAGGCCAAUUUUGACGGGUGAAUUACUAUAACUGAUUGUAGGACUGCAGCACUUACACGUAAACUACUCGGAAACAACGUCUUACGCUGGCGUGUUCUCUUGCAUGCUUCUGUUUCAGGACUCUCUCGAUUUGAGGUAUGAAUUUGGGUAUCCAAACUUGUCCUGAGUGCAAAUUUUUUUCACCUUUUUUAAAAUACAUAUUUUGCAUCUAGCCUUGAGCACCUUCCACAUACAGCAAAGACCAUAGUUACCGACAGGAGAUCAGGGAAAGAAACUUUGCACAGUUUGUAACAUGUAUACUGAUAAUCAAGGCUUAGAAGAGGAAGUUUCAGAAGAAAAGAGAAAGUUGUCAAUUGUACUGAACCUGUUAGAUGAUGUAUGCAGGUAUUGAUUCUUUAUUCACUGUUUAUCUCUGCCCUUCUGUAGGAAUGUGUGUACCACCUUGGGAGAGACUUCCUGUGUUACCGUAUUUGUUAGUCACUACCUUAAUUUUAGUGACCUCUAAAAGUUUAUAUAAUAGUGGGAGAACUACAAUUCUUUGUAUUUCUGCUUUCCCCUCCACCUCACCUCCCAACCCCAUUUAGUCAGCACAUGCAUACACACCAUGCUUUCUACUUACUAGCUCCUAGGGUGGACACAAAAACAGGGAGAGGCGUUUUCCCUGCCCUGGCUGUAUGGGGCAAGCCUGUGCCUCGCAGAGGCAGGUGACAAAAAUAAUUGGGCAGAUUCUUUACUGAACUUACUGGGACUACUGCUAGUUUUGAUGGUUUACAGUGCUGGCAUUUAGUUACUGGAGAGAUCAGAUUCUCGGUUGAUGAUUUAGUAUUUGUGAACUAUGAAAGUUUAAGAGCAUUGCUGUGUAGAAAGUGUCAGUCUAUCUAUUUUAUCAGUGUGUUAACAGGGGCCAUUAUUAUACCGUCCUGUCUAAACUGUUCUCCAGGAUAGACUUUGUAGGCACUAAUUGUCCAAUACUUAAAGGAACACAGUGUGUAAGAAAUGAAGCCUCUGAAAUAGUGAUCAUGGAUUUAUAUACACAGCAGAUCUUACUGUCUCUACACAAUUGGAAAUGUUAGCUGGUUUAAAGAAAUGAUAGAGGUUCUGAACUACUGACAGUCUUAAAAGCGGAUUUAAAGACUUUUCCCACUUUUUUAUGGUAUAAAUUUUAUUUGCUUGAUGUCAGUGAUUCAGAUAACUCUUGAUCUUGAGGUAAUAGCUUUUCAAAGGUUUCUUAUAUUUUAUAACACUUCUGAACAUGAAUCGUCAUUUUAGAUUUUUGACAUUUGUAUCAAAAGAGAAGUUGAGGACAUUGUCAGAACACCAGUAACUUAAUUUUGUGGUAGACUUCAGAAGUGUUUAACUGUGUGUUCAAUAAAUGCUCUCACACAUGCAGUACCUCUUAUGCUGGCAAACCCAAGGGACCAUACCCUCUUUUAUAUGGGACAGGUCACCUCCAGAGGACAACCCAAGAUUUAUUAAAGGAAAUGCAAUUACGUUGAGAGUGUGUUUAAGUAUUAAUAAUGUCUUUAUCAUUUGUUUCCUUUAGAUAAAUUUUGAAAAUUUUGUAUAUCAAGUUAUAGGAGCAGGUAUGAAAAUUAGGAAGGCUCUUUCUUUUUUUUUUUUUUU
Messenger RNA from Tupaia belangeri chinensis (Chinese tree shrew), 5716 nucleotides. It is a transcript of the gene SECISBP2L, whose product is annotated as SECIS binding protein 2 like. Gene Ontology annotation, cellular component: ribonucleoprotein complex; mitochondrion. NCBI's taxonomy places the organism in Eukaryota, Metazoa, Chordata, Mammalia, Scandentia, Tupaiidae. Gene Ontology annotation, molecular function: ribonucleoprotein complex binding; selenocysteine insertion sequence binding; mRNA 3'-UTR binding. The record is from RefSeq and is a predicted model, not a curated record.